Molecule: messenger RNA, 879 nt
Organism: Opisthorchis viverrini
Lineage: Eukaryota; Metazoa; Platyhelminthes; Trematoda; Opisthorchiida; Opisthorchiidae
Exons: 4
Coding region: 1-555 (184 amino acids)
Cellular component (GO): mitochondrial inner membrane peptidase complex; membrane
Molecular function (GO): serine-type endopeptidase activity
Source: RefSeq, a predicted model, not a curated record
AUGCUUCCAAAAAAUCUCAGUCAUUGGCUCUGCGCCUUUGGUUCAUCAGUUGUGCUGUACAAGUAUCAUUCAUAUGUGGGAACCGUAGUCUAUUGCGAGGGAAUAAGCAUGGAGCCAACCGUCAAUCACGGGGACUAUCUUGUAGUUGAACGUAUUUCUGUCCUCCGUGGUCGUAUAAAAAAGGGCGACGUUGUUGUCGCUGGUCAGCCACGCAAAUCGCACAAUUGUUCACAUGUGCUGAAGCGCAUCAAGGCUUUGGGAGAGGAGCAAGUUACUUUCUGGGACGAAGGCCACUGGCGAAUGGUAACUAGAGAGAUUCCAGCUGAUCACAUCUGGCUUGAGGGCGAUAACAGCGUGCAUUCUCUGGACUCACGCACAUACGGUCCAGUUCCACUAUCUCACCUGGAAUAUCGUGUACUCUUUCGUCUGUGGCCCCUCCACCAGUUCGGGCGUUUAGAGCCACCUAAAGCCAUUGAGGCGAGUCAUCCUUCGUUAUCACGGAGACCAGCGGAUUCCUGUGCGGACGUUGUUUGUUUGGAUGCUCCCACCGAAUAACUUCAUCCCUGUAUGGGUCAUAUUCAUGCUGUUGUUUCCCACACCAAGGGAGUGUAAUUUUUUGUACAGCAGAUUAUCUAUGUACUCAGGGCUUUCAUCCCCAAAUAGGGUAUUCAAAGUGGCCCUUCGAUGAAGAAUACUUUUGCUGUAGUUGAAUCUCAUCGGCAAUCCUUGCCGAAUCUGGUCUUUCUGCAGUCAUCGAAGAGGAAUGUAGUAAAUAUUUUCGUUGUACAUUGCUUCGUUUAAUCUGUUAGUUUAAUACAACCUAUAGUUGAACAUCUUUGGAUUACGAAGAGUCCAGGUACUCAUUCACCUGAAAAAAAU